AUGCACAUUGGACAGCGGUCAAUGUUAGCAGUAGUCCGCCAACAAUUUUGGCCACUGCGCGCCAAAAGCAUCAUACGAAACGUGAUUCAUCAUUGCAUACCGUGUUACCGCCAACGACCGCAACGAGCCUCCCAACUAAUGGGAGAUCUACCGCACUAUCGAGUCCAGAAGACCCAUCCGUUCGAAACCGUCGGCAUCGAUUUUGCUGGCCCUUUCUAUAUCAAAAGUUUAGCCUCCAUAAGAAAGCCUGUCUUGACCAAAGGAUAUGUCUGCGUUUUUGUCUGUAUGGCAACACGGGCCUUGCACUUAGAACCAGUAUCCAACUUGACCACCGAAGCGUUCCUGGGAUGCCUCCAGCGAUUCGUAAGCAGACGAGGUCUGCCGAUGAAGAUUCUUUCCGACAACGCCACCAACUUUAUCGGAGCAACCAACGAAUUAGACCGACUGGCUCAAUUGUUCAAAACCGAAGCUCACCAAAAACAGUUGAACGAAUUUUGCACCCAACGAAAUAUCGAAUGGUCAUUCAUACCACCGAGGAGCCCCCAUUUUGGAGGAAUCUGGGAGGCCGCUGUUAAGUCGGUUAAGUUCCAUCUUCGACCCAUUUUAAACGAUCAUAAGCUCACAUACGAGGAGUUAGCUACAGUUUUGUGCCAAAUUGAAGCCAUAUUGAAUUCCCGACCGUUAACUCCUUCCUCUGACGACCCGACCGACGUAUCAGCCUUAACACCAGCCCACUUCCUAAUUGGAAGAGAAUUUCAAGCCAUAUUGGAGCCAUCGUACCACGACUUGAGGAUGAAUCAGCUUUCCCGUUGGCAAAUUGUUCAAGAUAUGAAGCAGAAAUUCUGGAAAGCCUGGUCAGCAGAUUACCUCCAAGAACUUCAACGUCGACAACGUAACUUCAAGGUCACCAAGUUCAGAAAGGGUUCGCUGGUCCUUAUUGUCGAUGACAACUUACCACCGCUCCAGUGGAAUUUGGCGCGGAUCGACGAACUGAUACCUGGCAAGGGUGGUCAUGUCUGGGUAGUCAGUCUCAAAACCAAGGAUUCUACAACCAAACGAGCGAUUAAAAAUAUAUGUUUGCUGCCUUUGAACGAAGAAGGAGAGGAUUAA
Messenger RNA from Uranotaenia lowii, 1110 nucleotides. RefSeq lists its product as uncharacterized. The record is from RefSeq and is a predicted model, not a curated record. The coding region runs from base 1 to 1110 and encodes 369 amino acids. The transcript has a single exon. Lineage: Eukaryota; Metazoa; Arthropoda; Insecta; Diptera; Culicidae. Gene Ontology annotation, molecular function: nucleic acid binding. Gene Ontology annotation, biological process: DNA integration.